Molecule: messenger RNA, 4603 nt
Organism: Coregonus clupeaformis (lake whitefish)
Lineage: Eukaryota; Metazoa; Chordata; Actinopteri; Salmoniformes; Salmonidae
Product: protein lin-54 homolog
Exons: 13
Coding region: 1199-3622 (807 amino acids)
Biological process (GO): regulation of DNA-templated transcription
Cellular component (GO): nucleus
Source: RefSeq, a predicted model, not a curated record
UAGCAAACUAUAGCUGGUCGUUUUCACAGUGCUGUCCCUGUCACAAAUUCAUGAUUUUGACAGGCUGCUUGAUAGUUGAGAAAACAACAAGCAGGGCCGAUCAUAUAUCCUAUCGAAAAUGGAGGGGAUUAACAUCGACCCCCCCUCCCCCUCCCCAUAGUUUUUCAACUUGUAUAGUAUCCUAUCUGUCUUAUUUUGCGUAUGGCGGAGGUAGGACAAAUAUUUAUUUUCUGGGAUGUCCAAAGCGGCCUAGCAAGGCUAGCUAACCAGCUAUCUACACCUCCGCUAUGCAAUCCAUGACAUGUUAGCUAAACUAUUUAAUUUGCACCGUUCGAGAUUAGGCGGAUUUUGUUGCAAAGUCAUCUUUUUAUCUAGUUGUGUUGCAAUCAAAGUUAGGAUCAUAAUGUCGUUGCAUAAACAAAUGUUGUUAUUGUUCUUGGUGGCUAGCUAAACUAACGUUAGCGUAUUCAACGUCGUGAGUUUAGCUAGCUAGUGUUCGCGACCAUAGAUAGCACUGUUAGUUACCGCUACAAAUCCAUUGCUAAUGCUAGCUAGCUAAACAGGUUAUUUAUGAAUUUAACCUGUAAGGUCAAGUACUUGGUGUUGCGUUGUCUGUGUAUGUGUUCUGUAACACCUUUUUCAUUGCUUAUGAAUUCAUUGCCGUCUUUGAAACUAUUUGGUGUAUUUGCGCUUGUGUUUUUGAUAGUAGAUGUAUAAAUCUAAUAUAUUCACUAAUGUCACACACUGCAUGUUUUGGCUGUAUAUUGUGACAAUGACAUCAUUCAAAUCCAUGGUGAUGGGUUUUGCGACUUUCAUUGUCUUUGCAGUGGUGUGUGUGUGCAACAUCAUAUCCAGGAAUUGGUCAUUCAGGUUUAGUCAUCCCACUAGGCAUCUCACUGUUUGUAUUUUUUUACAUAGAAAAUACUUCUCUAAUUGUUCUUGGUUGCCUAACAAUUGUUUAUGGGCACCAAGCAGGAAGCAAAAAACCUCUGGUUAGAAAUGCAUGUUUAUAUCCCAGAAGGAGCCGCUAUAUAUAUAUGUAUUGUUUGUGUACUGGUACUUUCCUGUCAGUCAUUCUACUGAAAGAAAAGUUGUUUUACACAUCUAAUAGCUUGGUGGAGCUAUUGGACUGACAUUCUGAUGCUUUGUGUUCUGUCUCCAGCAGUGACUGAGUUGAGCUGAGUGUAAACCUGCAGACAUGGACGUGGUGUCGCCAGAGCUGAACAGCCUCCUCCCUGAUGAGAUCAUGGACACAGAGGCCAUCGUCAUGGAUGAUGACCCCCCCUCCGAGUCCCCUGCAGCCUCUGGCCAAUCACAGCCCAGUGACGACGCACCAGUCCCCAUGGAAACGGAUGUGCCCGCUGUCCCAGAGAUCGUAAGCCUGUGUUCGGACGCCCCUCCGACCCAGCGGACCCAAGCCGGGACCACCUCCACCACCACAGGUUCCACCCUCUGUAGCACCACCUCUGCUACCCAGCUCCUCCUCACCCCCUCCACGGCUUCAUCCUCCUCCCUCACCCUGCGACCCGCCACAGCCUCCACCCUCACCUCAACCACCCCCAAAACCACCAGCAGCCUGGCCCGGGUCAGUCUCACCUCGGGGGGCUUACAGAAGCUCUCAGCCCCCUUCACCCUCUCAGCCAACCACCAGAUCAUCCUAAACAAGGUGGCCUCAUCCCCGGGCGCAGACACCACCAGGUCCCCAGGCACCACCACCCCCACUACCACCACCACUACUCCAGGGGGCCAGAAGUUCAUGGUGACGGCCAUAGGGAAGUCAGGCCAACCCAUUGUGCUGCAGCUGCCCCACACAGGCUCCAAGCCUGGCUCAGUGCAGGGUCUGGGGGAGGCCAAAGCCAACCCGCAGCAUUUCAAGGUGGUGACAAGAGGGGUGAGGACGGACCUGAAACCAAUCAUGGUGGGGCAGGCGGUCAGCUCGGCCAGUCAGGUGUCCACCCUGCAGGCCCAGCAGCUGAAGACUGUACAGAUUGCUAAGAAAACCCAGGUGUCGUCGGCUGGACCAAUCAAGUUCGUCUUCACUAAAGCUGUCAACAACAAAGGUCUGACUGCCCAGACAUCAGUAUCCAAUGUCAUUACAGGUCGAGUCCUGUCCACAAGCAGCCCAGUGACCCCCCCGCGGACCAUCACCCUCUCUGAGACCCUCAGCUCCAGCUCUAGCAGCAAGAUCGCCAUCUCCCCCCUCAAGUCGCCCAGCAAGUUGACGGUGGUGUCGGUGGCCUCCCAGGUCCCCAACUCCCCUCAGAAGUCAGUAUCUCUGCCUCUCAACAUGGCCCACCUUGGACAUCAGAUACUAGUACAACAGUCUACAGCCACCUCCCCAGCCAAGACCAUGAAGCCUGUGCAGACUGUGACGGUGGGAGGGGUGGGCGCCCCCCAGUUUAAGACCAUCUUUCCCCUGUCCACUCCGUCCAACGUGCAGCAGAUCCAGGUGCCAGGCAGCCGCUUCCACUACGUCAGGCUGGUCACUGCCACCACGGGCAGCAGCACGGGACAGGCCGGCAGCCCCAUCACCAACUCAUCCAUGACAGCCAAGCCCUUGGUGGUCAACACAACCCAAGUCAGGAUGUCUGUCCCCAUUGUCCCAGCACAGACAAUGAAGCAGGUGGUGCCUAAGCCCUUGACAUCGUCGGGCCAGGUGCUGACCACUCAGACCCAGCAGAGGUUGAUCAUGCCCGCCACAUCGCUGCCCCAGAUUCAGCCUAACCUCACCAACCUACCCCCGGGCACCGUGCUGGCGCCUGCCCCUGGCUCUGGAAACAUGGGUUAUGCCGUGCUGCCCGCACAAUACGUCACACAGCUCCAGCAGUCGGCAUAUGUGACUCUGGCCAGCAGCUCUGGGUUCUCCACCCCUACAGACAUUCAGACUCAGGCCAGACUGCCUCUCAAUGGCUUAUCAACAUCAGGCACUGCCUUCAGGCCACGGAAGCCCUGUAACUGCACCAAGUCUCAGUGUCUCAAACUGUACUGUGACUGUUUUGCCAACGGGGAGUUCUGUCAGAGCUGUAACUGUACUAACUGCUUCAACAACCUGGAACACGAGACAGAUCGAGCUAAAGCCAUCAAGGCUUGUCUGGACCGUAACCCGGAGGCGUUCAAGCCGAAGAUCGGGAAAGGUAAAGAGGGCGAGUCGGACCGCAGGCACAGCAAAGGCUGCAACUGUAAACGCUCAGGCUGCCUGAAGAACUACUGCGAGUGUUACGAGGCCAAGAUCAUGUGCUCGUCUACCUGUAAGUGUGUGGGCUGUAAGAACUUUGAGGAGAGCCCUGAGAGGAAGACUCUGAUGCACCUGGCCGACGCAGCUGAGGUCAGAGUUCAACAACAGACAGCAGCCAAGACCAAGCUGUCAUCACAGAUCUCAGACCUGCUUACACGGACCACCCCCGCCAUCACCAGCGGAGGAGGGAGGAUGCCCUAUACGUUUGUGACGAAGGAGGUGGCGGAGGUGACGUGUGAGUGUCUGCUGGAGCAGGCUGAGCAGGCAGAGCUGAACCAGCAGCCCCAGGCCACCGCAGAGAGGAUGAUCCUGGAGGAGUUUGGACGCUGCCUCAUGAGGAUCAUCAGCUCGGCGGGCAAGACAGACUGUCCCUCCAUCAACUGCUAGGCUAGGUCCAUGGGCUUACUCUAUUUGCCUCUCACCCAUCCCAGAGAGAACUAGUGCCCGGGAGACUGGAAGGGAAGGGUGGCCCCCUCUCUCCCCCAGCUUCAGAGCUAAACAUUGGGACUGGCGAGUGGUGGUGGUCCCUGGGAGGUCCUUGGUUUCUCUAUCUCCCGGGCUAGCUAUCCCCAUAGACAUUGGAUUGGGAGAAUAGUAGACUGCCCCAUCAACUAUUAUCUAGCUAGACCCAGCAGCCAGCACCAGGAGGCAAGGACAGCCCUGUGCACUGCUCACCGCUUACCCACCCUCAGAGCUCUAGCGUUGGGAGGACAAAGGGACAUUCAUUGCUAUGGAGCUGGUGCUGCUCCUUCUUCAGUUAGUGGGAAUAGCCUUGGCUGAAGGGAGGGGCUGUCCCCAUGCCUGCCUGAAAAAACAAGGAUUGUGGGAGAGACUCGGCAGAGAAAGAAGUGCAUGUGGGAGCAAACAAAAAGAGGGACCAGGAUUUGGGUUUUAACCAGUUCUUGGUUUUGGUGCACCCUCUGACUGAUUGAGUGGGAUAGCACAGAGUGUUUGUGUUUUGGGAAGGGGGGUUGUUUUAGGCUGACCAUGCACACUUUUUGAUAAUAGGUAUUUUUACAGUUUUUUUUUUUUUUUUUCUUAUGUAUUUUUCUUUCAUCCUAUCAUGGCUCUGUUUGCAUAUGUCCCUCUCUUUCACCCUCUCCUUCUCUCUGGUGUGAUAUUAACAUGUUUUAUUCAUUUCUGAUGAUUCUGGAUGCAGAGGAGGAAAGAGCAGUCACAUUCUGACUGUACAUUCUUCAGGUAGUAACCCAGGUUCUAAUCAUGAUGCCGAUAUCUCUACAGUAGCUAGAUUUUACUGUAGCCCACAAGAUACGGCCACUAUUUAUUUUCCUCAACCACCGUUUCAACUUGUGCUCAGAGCUUAGCAAAAUGUCUAGGAACAAAUUAAAAAUUCCCACUUUGAUUUUA